Triticum turgidum subsp. durum (durum wheat) is the source of this 822-nucleotide messenger RNA. Lineage: Eukaryota; Viridiplantae; Streptophyta; Magnoliopsida; Poales; Poaceae. The record is from the annotation of a GenBank genome assembly.
AUGGUGCGGCUGAGCAACACCAUGAUCGGGAUCCUGAACGCAGUCACCUUCCUCCUCUCGGUGCCCAUCCUGGCGGGGGGCAUCUGGCUGCGGGCCCGCGCCGACGGCACCGAGUGCGAGCGGUACCUGGCGGCGCCGGUGAUCGUCCUGGGGGUCUUCCUCAUGCUCGUCUCCGUCGCGGGGCUCGUCGGCGCCUGCUGCCGCGUGACCUGCCUCCUCUGGUUCUACCUCGUCGCCAUGUUCCUGCUCAUCGUCGUCCUCCUCGGCAUCACCGUCUUCGCCUUCGUCGUCACGCACAAGGACACCGGCGAGGCCGUCUCCGGCCGCGGGUUCAAGGAGUACCGGCUCGGGGACUACUCCACCUGGCUGCAGAGGCGGGUGGAGAACGACAGGAACUGGAACAGGAUCAGGGGCUGCCUCCAGGACGCCAAGGUCUGCAAGUCGCUCGAGGACAGGAGGGAGACCCUCGACCAGUUCAUGUCCUCCGAUCUCUCCCCCAUCCAGUCCGGCUGCUGCAAGCCUCCGAUCAGCUGCGGCUUCACCUACGUCAACGGCACGCAGUGGAGCGGCCCGGCCAAGUCGACGGAGCCCGACUGCAGCGCGUGGUCCAACGACGACGGGGCGCUCUGCUACGGCUGCCAGUCGUGCAAGGCCGGCGUGGUGGCCACCCUCAAGCGCAACUGGAAGCGCUCCGCCAUCAUCAACAUCGUCUUCCUCGUCUUCAUCGUCAUCGUCUACUCCGUCGGCUGCUGCGCCUUCAGGAACAACCGCCGCGACCACCGCAACGGCGGCGGGUACAAGCAGCAGGGCGCCUACGCCUGA